Doryrhamphus excisus (bluestripe pipefish) is the source of this 1068-nucleotide messenger RNA. Its product is annotated as C-C chemokine receptor type 1-like. The record is from RefSeq and is a predicted model, not a curated record. Gene Ontology annotation, biological process: cell chemotaxis; calcium-mediated signaling; positive regulation of cytosolic calcium ion concentration. Gene Ontology annotation, cellular component: membrane; external side of plasma membrane. Gene Ontology annotation, molecular function: C-C chemokine receptor activity; C-C chemokine binding. NCBI's taxonomy places the organism in Eukaryota, Metazoa, Chordata, Actinopteri, Syngnathiformes, Syngnathidae.
AUGUCAGAGACAACUUCAGAGAAUACUGUCACCGUCACCGUGACGACUGAAUAUGAUUAUUCGGAGUACUUUGAUGGAAGUGACUAUUAUAGUCCUUGCGUCAGUCGUGGUACAAUGGACUUCAGCAGGAUGCUCAUCACGGUUCUCUUCUCGUUGGUUUUCAUCCUGGGCCUCAUCGGUAAUGUUCUGGUGGUGUGCGUCCUGGUGAAACAUCGCAAACAGAGCACCUUCACAGAUAUCUGCCUCUUCAACCUGGCUCUGUCUGACCUGAUCUUCAUCGUCAUGCUGCCGCUCUACAUCGACUACGCCGUGGUCAAACGUUGGAGCCACGGGGACUUCCUGUGCCGUUUUGCAGGUGGCUUCAAGAGGACCGGCUUCUUCGGCAGCAUCUUCAUCCUGGUUGUCAUGACACUGGACCGCUACAUGGUCAUCACGCACGGCGUCAAGGUGGCAAAGUACCGCACCACCAGAACAGGGGCCGCCCUCACCGUCGUCGUGUGGCUGCUGAGUUUGUGCGUCUCCCUUCCUGCUUUUAUUUUCACCAAAGAGACAAACGGGCCUGGUUGCGACUAUGACCCAGAGAGCAAGGCAUGGGGGGUGUACGACAUCUCGGCAAAUACCAUAUUGGGCCUGGUGCUCCCCUUAAUGGUGAUGGUCAUGUGCUACUCCAGGAUCAUCCCAGUCCUGAUGAGGAUAAGGAGUUCCAAGAAGCAACGUGUGGUCAAGUUGAUAGUUUCUAUCAUGGUUGUCUUCUUCGUCUUAUGGACGCCAUAUAACAUUUCACGUCUUCUUAUCUUCCUGCAAUCUGACUGGAAUUUGCUGAACGACUGCGACUCCGCCCAUAACGUGAAAAUGUCCCUAGUAGUGAGUGAGACCCUUGCGUUCACACACUGCUGCUUGAAUCCCAUCAUAUACACCUUUGUGGGACAGAAGUUCAUGAGGCGCGUAUGUCUGCUGUUGGGUGGCUGGGUGCCUGGGACCAAACGUGCACGCAGGGAUUCAUCGGAUAGCUUUUCCAGAAGGAGCUCUGUGGCGUCCACUUUAUCGGAAACGCUUCUCAUUAUGUAG